Malaya genurostris is the source of this 5855-nucleotide messenger RNA. RefSeq names its product tyrosine-protein kinase hopscotch (gene hop). Gene Ontology annotation, molecular function: ATP binding; non-membrane spanning protein tyrosine kinase activity; cytokine receptor binding. The record is from RefSeq and is a predicted model, not a curated record. Gene Ontology annotation, cellular component: cytosol; cytoskeleton. The transcript has 13 exons. Bases 1333 to 4737 code for a protein of 1134 amino acids. Gene Ontology annotation, biological process: hemopoiesis; cell differentiation; cytokine-mediated signaling pathway. NCBI's taxonomy places the organism in Eukaryota, Metazoa, Arthropoda, Insecta, Diptera, Culicidae.
GCUCUGGACUCGGCUUGUAUGCGUUUGAUGGUGUUCGUGUGGCAUUGCAGUCAAAGUGACAGCUCGAGCUAUGAAGGCAUACGGCAGGAUGGUCAGGAAUAAGAAAACAGUGUCGAUGUGUGACGGUGUUUGAAAUUCAUUGGAAAAAUCUGUUUUUAGGACGGGUGCAAUAUUAUCGGUGGUAUAAACCGACUCGGGUUGAUUUGGAUGCUGAAGGUAGUGAAAUUGUGCUGCAGUGAUAUUGUUUUUGUCAUAACCAUACGCGGAAAACGAUAUUGUUGGCACCGAAAAUCGUGAAUAGAAAAUUGAUCGCAAAAACCAAGCAGGAUAGUGAAAAAAUACACAAAGAUGGCUAUCAUCAUGAGACUUGGGCCGUACUUCGGAGCAGUAGAUAGUAGAAUACUGCAAGGAUAACCCUGAUUAGUAGCAGAUUUGUUUGUAUCAAGAUUCCGACAAGAGGGAAUGUCAUAUCAUCGUGUCAAAUACGAAAAGAUAAUCUACUCGCCGAAAAGCAGUCCUCGGCGGACCUCGGACCUGAAGUGACAUCGAAAAUCACUCUGCCGCUCGCAGCACGACGCGUCGCUAGCUUUGAUUAGUCGAGUCCGUUAGAUCGUGAUGUUGACAUCGAAACGACGUUAAUUUUGAUUGAGUGUUUAGCUAGGGACGCGUGAACAUGACAGUUUCCUCGGUGCUUUCCUCUCUCCUUAUGUUUCAAUUUCCAUCAGAUUCCGAUAUCGAUAAUGUCCCAGUGAUUGUCCGUGACUUUUGCGACGUGAUUUCUGUGUCCCCGACGUUUUUUUGCUGUGGUGCCACUAGGGUAGAAACGUUGUCCAUUGACCGAUUGUAGCUUCUUUUUUUUGGUAAAGUUAGCAGCUCUAAAUUUGACUCAGCGCCACGACGUCCGACCGAAGACAAUAGUCAGCGUUUUUACCCUACAUCCGAUGAAAUCGAGUCGAAUGCAAAACAGAACGAUUCCAGGCCCCAUUCAACUGUUGCUGGUCGACCGUGCGGAUCGGUUUCGUGGAGCAGCUUCAAAUGGUAAACAAAAAUGUUGUUUUUUAUUCCAGUGGUUGUAAUUGAAACUUGCCGUCGUCGUCGUCGUCGUGCUGUUUAUCAGAGUGCGCAUAACGUUGCAUCAUAACAAUGAACGGUAGACUAUAAUAACAAAUCUGUUGUAGUUAGUAGUGCAGAAGAAAGUUAAAACAAACAUGUGCAAAAAUGAAGGAUAACAUUGGCGAGUGCGAACAGUUGCAGUGGUCGAUCUGAUGGUCCUCUUAACGUCGGUUUAACCCUCGAAACCUAUUCGGCUGCCAUCCAAGCUUAGUGUUGAGGAUGUCCGAUGAGAACAAAUGCCAGGUGUACAUCUAUCUGAGUGAAAGUUUCAUCGACAUCCUGAUCAGUGAGGGCGAUACCUGCGAGGAUCUGUGCUCGGAACUGUGCAAACAGUUUGGAAUUGGACCGCUGGUACAGUUGCUGGUAGGCCUGCGGAUACACGACGAACGAUGGUUCCUGCCGCCGAGUGGCCGGCCCCAAGCCGGCAAGAAGUACGAUUUUCGCGUCAGAUACAAGUUACCCAAACUGUCCAGCAUGAAGGCGUUGGAUCGUGCCCUUUUCAACUACUACUACUACCAGCUGCGGCACGAUCUUCUGCAGAGCAAAAUUACCGAGAUCGAGUACGACGAGUACAAAAACAAAAUCUUGGGCUACGUCGUCAACGACAUGUACCGAAAGAUGAUCGAGGAUGGUGUGACCGUGGCGGACCUGAAGCGCACCUACGAUGAUUACAUUCCACGUAAGAUAAACAAGGAGCACUCGUGGCUCUUCGUAAACUGGGCCCGAACGAAGGUGUUCAGCUCGUUGAGUAAGAUCUGCUACAAGGAUCACGACGUAGACUAUGUCAAAUGUGUCUAUAUCGAUGAUAUAGACAACGUUGCGCCCGGUUAUUUGUAUGAGGAAUAUAACGUAAGCAUACCGUACCCUCCGGAGGACGGUAUGAGCAAACCGGGGAAAUGCCGGGUGAAGAUCAAAUUCAUACCGUACGCUCGGAAGACCAAUUCCAGCGCAAAGUCGGGCAAGAAUGUGCAAACCGAUGACAGCGAAUCGCUGUCCGGAUUGAAGGUGUUUUAUUCGCGGGAGUGGCGACACGUCGCGAAUAUCGAUGAAAUUUUUACUAUACUAGUAGAGAACCUAACGGUGAAUAUUUCACUCAAGGAUCAUAAGAAUCUUUACUCGAUAGACUUUAGCAGUCAGACUGAAUUAGAUUCAUUCGUUACAUGCUUAGCUGGAUAUUAUAGGUUAAUGUGUAAGUGGACGGUGUAUCUUUGUAAACCUUACUUGUAUUCACCCUCGUUAAAUAGACUAACGGAGCUCAAGUGUCAUGGACCUAUCGGAGGAAAGUUCUCCUAUCGUAAAAUAGCUGAAAAGAAUAGCAGCAUCGGUGCUAACAUCGUACGUCAAUGCGAAUCCCAUUACGACACCUACUAUGUCGACAUUCUAGAGCGCGAGAAUCAAAUGAAGACUUAUAAACUAACGUACGGCCAAAACCGUUGGCAUGUGCAUCGAGACGCCGGCGAAGUAACCACCUACGACGAACUGCUGGACGUUCUACGGAAUCUCAAUCCCAACAUUAAAAAUCUGUACCGACUGUCACCAACGGAACACGACAAGUCCUCGAAUCUGCUGCUGUGUCUGCCCCAGAACGAUAUGAUCUCAAAGCGAAUGCUCGACGCCCACGAAAUGCACCAAGUUCGGCCACAGAUUGUGUCGGCGUCCAAGGAGCUGGUCAUCAACAGAAAUGCGCUCAAGAACGAAAGUGAUGGAUUUUUCGAAAGAACCCGGGCUGAAUUAAUGCUUCCAAAUAAUACGAAAAUGGAAGUCACACUGCGAUUGUUGAAAAAUGACAAAAAAGAUGAAUAUUUAAGUGAUUUUCUGCAACUGGCUGACUUCUGGGCCAACAUAGACUGUAAGGACAUCAUAAAGCUGUACGGUGUAACGCUGUACAAACCGAUCUCAAUGGUGCUGGAAAACUACCGGGACGGACCGCUGGACGAGUUCCUUCGGCGGCAUCGGCACGUGUCACUUUCGGCGCUGAUUGACGUUGCCCAUUCUUUGGCGCUUGCUCUCUAUUAUCUGCAGGAAAAUGGCCUGGUGCACGGUUGGAUACGUUGUUCGGCCAUGCUGGUGACCCAGUACGAUCGGAACGAGAACCGACUGAUAGCGAAGCUCGGUGAUCCUGGUCUGCAGCAGCAUCGCCAGUAUACCGAUCGGGAUUUGCUUUGGGUACCGUUGGAGUACCACGAGUUUGGACCAAGGGAAGUGCAAUUGUUGAAACAGGACCUGAAGGCAGAUGUCUGGGCUUGUUCGACGACUCUGUGGGAGAUUUUCAGCCGAGGCAAACGGUUGAUGGUGAAGAAUGCCAAACAGUUUCUGGCCAGUGGACAUCGGUUACGGGUGCCACCCGAGUGCGAGGACAUCAAGGAGAUUUACCAGUGCAUGUACAAUGGAUGGUUGGCGGAUCCGGACAAACGAUUUGCUCCGCAGAUGAUUAUCUCCAAGCUGGUGCAAGCUAAGCAAAAAAGCAACUAUUGUGUGAUAGGUCAUGGUAAUAUAAACGGAACAACGAAUUCCACAAAUGGUUCAUACUCUAAGCAAAGCGUACUCUCUAUAGAAACAGAUUCUACCUUGCUGAACUCCCGAACCGACGUUUCCAGUUCGUCCUACGUCAGCCACGGCAGUGAACCCGGCAGCAGUGCAUCGAGCGAGUGCAGUUCGCAUCCGUUGAUAUCGAACGGUGGCUCUAGUCAGUACAGCGUCGGUUCGUACAGUGGCUGGGGCCAAUCGCAGGCGGAACGCUUCCUGUACGACUGUCCGGAUUUUAUCGAGCUUCCUCGUGGGACCAAAGUGAUAUUCCAGGGUGAACUGGGCCAGGGAUACUACGGUAAAGUUUACAAAGGCUGUAUCGACGAUGGAAAAUACUCGAUUCAGGUGGCUCUGAAAACGAUCAACAACUACGGCAAUUCGAUGGACAUAGACAAGGUGGUCACGGACUUCAAGCGCGAGGUGUCAAUUAUGAAACGUCUAAAACAUAGGAAUAUAGUUAAUUUUAUUGAUUUUAUCGAUGAACCGGACAAACUGGUUGUGGUGAUGGAAUACAUGGAACAUGGAUCAUUGUUAGAUUUUCUAAGCUACGAACGGCACACUUUGAGCAAGUUGAACUUGUUGCGGUUUGCGAAUGAUAUUGCUAACGGUAUGCACCAUCUGUUCGAGAAGAAAAUCAUUCACCGGGAUCUGGCAGCCCGUAACAUUUUGGUUCAAAGCGUCGAUUGCGUGAAAAUUUCCGACUUCGGUUUGGCACAGAUGACCGAUGGCGGCAACUACUACGUGGCACAGAGUAAUCGCGAGCUUCCGAUCAAGUGGUACGCACCGGAAACGUUGCGUACGCAAAAGUAUUCCUUCCAAUCGGACGUGUGGUCCUUCGGUGUAACGCUGUACGAAAUGUUUACCUUCGGUGAAACACCGUACCCAAAUGUGGAAAUUUUCAACGCAGAUCAGUUGUACAAUCUGAUUAUCAACGAAAACGUGAGGUUAGAGCUACCCGGCAAAGACCGAGAUGUAUACGAUCGGCUUAUGGUGCCCUGUUUCAAUCUGGACACCCAGUUGCGGCCUACCUUCCUGCUGUUGCUGGAAAAAAUCGAAGAACUUAUCAAUCAAUACGGCGAAUCUAUUCAACCGCUGUAGGAAAGAAUCUAUUCAACGAAACGAUGAUAACAGCUGCGAACUGAAAAGUGGUGAUGAUACCAGCGAGUGAUCAAAUGGUUUCAAAAAAAAAAUGGUGAACAGCUGCUUUCUAUUCUGAAUAGGCUAGAACAUAUAGAUACAAUUUUGAAACGAUGCAUUAGAGGAAAAGAGAUUGCAUUUCUUUUUGGAGGACGUACAACACAACUUUUUCACUAGUUUUAUGCACCGCUACUGCAGUUCCACUUCGUAUCUAUUGCAACUGCUUGUUUACACGAAAUGCACCUUAAGGAACUAAAAGCCAAUGUUUUUUUCCUAUUUUUCUAGAUUUUAAUCUGUCUAUUUGUACAAUAUAUACGUGUCAGCUCAACAAUUAUUUUAACAGCUGUAACUGAAAGCAGUACCCGUCUAACUGUGCAUAUAUGGAUGUGUCUUACGUACAGUUGUUAUAUUAUCUACUUUAAGAGGAGCGCCGGCUCCGCAUCCUGACUUUUAGCGAGUAAUGCGUGUUGAUUAUUAGCCAUUGACCCAAUCGGAAUAUCAUCUAGCAAAGAUCAAACAGUGUCGACAUUAAUCGGAAAUUUAUAUUCUCAAAGUGCCACAGAAAUAGUUGAGGUUUCUUUUUUAAGUUUCUCUCCCUCCUGAACAAGUCCUAUUGUUUUGUGGGAGCUUGUUUUAAAUUUGUGCCUUUUUGUUUAGUUAUAUAAAGUUUGUUUUCUGUGGACGAAAGCAAACCUGUAGUUUAUCGUUUCGCAUAGCAAAGUCAAACAUUUUUGUCGAAGAUGAGAUCGGAAGUAAUGAUACAAAAACAUUAAAGACAUUUUAUAAUCGAAACGGAAAUCCUGUUAUGAAUUAUUUCUAAUUGUUGUACUUGUUUACCACGUGCUUACUAUUGCUACCAAUUCACGUUUGCACGCCCCAAAAAAAAAGAACAAGAGUUGGUUUAGAGAGAUUUUAUUAGAUCUAGGAAACGAAAAUCAAUUGACCUGAAGCAUUGCGAAAUAUAUGACGAAUUCUUAGGUAAGGGAGAUAUAUUUUGAGUUAGAAAUUAUACUAAAAUUCCAAUGAAGUGAUGAAACGAAAGAACUUAAAUAUAUAUAAGUGUAUAUGAAUGUUCCAAA